Molecule: messenger RNA, 2229 nt
Organism: Ceutorhynchus assimilis (cabbage seed weevil)
Lineage: Eukaryota; Metazoa; Arthropoda; Insecta; Coleoptera; Curculionidae
Source: the annotation of a GenBank genome assembly
AUGACAAGUAGUAGCAGCAACAAUCCUAACAGAGGUACUUUGAAAUUAUCACCCAGGAGUCACCAGGAUGAAAUUACACGGUUAUCACCCUCGCCGACCAGCAACACUCAUAUGCAUCCGAAUUUCCUCUACGGCAAAAUUUUACCGGACGGAAGGCCGAAUUUUCUCACCGACUACGGAUUCAAUUUUCAAAAUUACGGUCCUCUAGGCACCAAUCACAGCAAAUGUUGCGUCACAGGCCCGUUUGCAAACGAUCUGAAUUUUGGACACUUGUAUACUAUCAGCAAAGCUGAAAAGGAAGAACGAACCUACGAUGAACCUUACACAGGUGACCUAAGUAGAAGAUCAUGGUUCUGUUGUCCAGGCUCACAACCGCGAGUAGAUUGUGAGCAACCACCCCUACUCCAUGACAGUAAAUCACCAACCACUCCAUCAGAUAUUAUCACCAAAGCUCCAGGUCACAUUCCUAUCUGUAAUGGAACUUGUGAACGACUGCAAAUUCAAUUGGACGAACAAUCCCAAAGGUACGAAGAACAACUUACCGAACUACAUUCUGUGAUAGCUGAACUUACUAGAAAACUUCAUCAGCAAAGAACGAUGGCAAUAACCGAAGAAGAUGAAAUAUCAGAAUCUUGCACAAGUGCACACGAAGAAUCAAUAACGUGUCCUUUAGAAGUAAGCGAAUUGGAACCUCUCGAGAACGAACUAUCAGAUUUGGAAAAUAAAAUUCCGCUGGCAGAAAGUCCUUUAGAACUCCCCGAACCAAAGCUGAUAACUUCGAAUCAAGGAAAUUCCGACCCAUCGCCUUCGUCAGAAAUUUUAGAACCAUUAAAGCAAGAAAUCAUAUCCCUAAAGCAACAGUUACACGAAGCACAUACGAGGCUGGCCCAAUUAACGUUGAGUCGUAUCGAAGCAGGCGAUGAGGAGACUGUAACUUGUAAGGACGAUAUUGAAUGUUUGAAAAAGAACAUGCAUAACAGUAAAGAGCACGGGUUGGAUAAUUACAAAAUAUUCUCGGAAGACUGCAAAACUUUGGACUCCCCAGAAAGUCAUAUAGAAGUCGAUUGCGAACCGAAAUCGUAUCAUGAAGAUAAGGCUGAUAUUAAGUUUAGUAACAUAGUGCCCAUCCAUAAAACUUCCAUAAUGAAAACUGAGGCGUUUAAUAUUCCUGUUACCAAAGUAGCAGAACGGUUAGCUCUCCUGUGUGGAAAAUACGAAUCGAACGCCAUCGCGUUGAGAUUAUCCCUAGGAAUAACGGACAGGACCAUAGAAGCGUAUGACGUACUUUUAGCUUUGUUAGAAACCGAGUUAUCGAUAAACGAAGAGAACCCACUCACUGUACAAAAUCGAACUGCAGCUGAAACUGUGGCUAAGCAACUUCUAAGUCAUUUGGAUUCUCAUCAGAAUUCGGACGUUCUUCUCUCGCCUUGGCAAAAUCAUGUUUAUAGUACACCAAUAGAAAUCAACGAACCGUGGACGUCGGAACACGAAUUAAGGCUGCGGGAGCAUGUUUCCAGAUUGAAAGCGGAAAGAAGCAACAUUCAGGGCACUUACGUCACUUUGGAGUCUACUCAAGUGGAAAAUGCCCCUGUGAGGCCCUCCAGCAGUCAAGAGGCUAGAAAAAUGGACCUCGAAAUGGCCGUAUUAAUGCAGGAAUUAAUGGGUCUUCGUGAGGACAAGACUGAGCUACUGUCAAAGCUAUUUAUAAUAGAAAAGGACAAGAAUGCUCUCGAAAUUAAACUAAAAUAUGUGGAAGGCCAACAAAAAGCACAAUCGGCAACUUUAAAAAAUCUUCAAGGACAACUCAAAGACACAGAAGCUCUUUUGGCGCUAGCAACCCAACAUAAGGAAAGAGGUUACUGUGAUGCAGAACAUGCUCAGGGUGUCGAACUGGAACUAAUGCAAGCACUAGCACGAGAGGCAAGACUGAAAGUUAGACUACAAGAACUAGUAACAACACUGGAACAAGUUACGAAAAAUGCUGAGGCUAGGCUUUUGGAGGGACGGGAAAUUGUACAAGAUUUAAAUCACACGAAUAGCAUUCUCUCUGAUACAGUCGAUCGAAAUAAUAAGAAGUAUCAAGCCAAGUUUAAAAAGAUGGAGCACCAAAUGUUGAAUAUGGCUGAAAAACAUACUGCACAAGUACACACACUUCAGCAAAGAAUAGCAACCCUAGAAACACCACCUACGAAUAGUUCAGAGAAUUCCUUAAACUCUAUUCCUAUGUAG